This is a messenger RNA of Periophthalmus magnuspinnatus, 1942 nucleotides long. RefSeq names its product circadian associated repressor of transcription a (gene ciarta). NCBI's taxonomy places the organism in Eukaryota, Metazoa, Chordata, Actinopteri, Gobiiformes, Gobiidae. The transcript is spliced from 6 exons. Gene Ontology annotation, cellular component: nucleus. The coding region runs from base 164 to 1003 and encodes 279 amino acids. The record is from RefSeq and is a predicted model, not a curated record. Gene Ontology annotation, molecular function: RNA polymerase II cis-regulatory region sequence-specific DNA binding. Gene Ontology annotation, biological process: negative regulation of DNA-templated transcription; circadian regulation of gene expression.
GACUUUAGCACGAGUUGGACACUUGUCAAGGUAAACUACAAAGGAGUGGAGCCGGAAAGGUCGUAUCAUCGGCUUUUUAACGGUUAUCGGGCUUUUUUGCACACUUGUGGAUUCAUACGAAAUCAUUUCAAUAACUCUUACGUGCCUUUUUGGUCGAUUUUCUAUGUUUACUCGCUUUUCAUUGUCGCAUCGCAAAACGAUGAAUUCAACAGGCAGUGUCUCUAGCUCCCCAGACUUUCUUCCCAAAGACGUCUUUGCAGAGGAUCAGGGAGGUAGCGGUCAACCGAGCACGUCCUGUACCAAAGAUAAACACAUACCGAACUCCGGGCAAUGCUUUUUGACUCAUUCAAAUCACUCUACAACAGAAAAGUCUACCGCCUCACCGGGAGAUCUGGCGUUUGCUCAGAAAUGUGCAGAUUUGCAAAGGUUUAACCGUCCUUUACUGGAGCUUCUUCAUGGACUAAAAAGCGGUCGUUUUGACAAAGGUCUGACCAGUUUUCAACAGAGCACUGCCAUUGACAGACUGCAAAGGAUUGUGGGUAUUUUGCAGAAGCCUGAAAUGGGUGAGAAAUACCUCCAUAAUCUUCUGCAGAUUGAAGUAAUGUUGAAGGCCUGGUUUCCUCAGGACAAAACAAAGACAAAUCAGCCCAAAACUUCAAAGCGUUCUCAUCACUGGUGCCAGAAUCAGCUGAAUAUCCCAGUCAAGAAGAGAAAGAUGAGUUGGCCUGAUCCUGACUGCUCUGGCGUACUUCCAACAAAGCAUAAACAGCAGGAAAAACAUGCAAUUUGUGACACUGUGACGUGUCUCCCUGAAUUGGAUGAACAAAGCUCUUAUAGGGCAAGGACUAACAAACAAUUGGAGCCUAGUUGUGCAGAUGGACAUGAGUGUAUUGCUUCAUCAGAAUUGGAAGAUAAAGACAUGCAUUGUGGGAUAUGUCAACAUGCUCCGGUAACUCAGGACAGCGCUGUAUCUUCAAGUACAACAACAGCAGAUUCACCUUAGCCGACCUGCCACAUGGAGGUGCUAUAGCGGGAGGGAGUGAAGGAUAGUCUGUGUUACAUAAGCUCACACUGCAGCAGUAUGUGACCGCCGCGGGGCAAGAAGAGGUGGAGAGACACAACAUGGAGUCAUUAACCACAAAAUGGACAGGGGACUAUUUAUACCACUUGAUGGUCAUCAGCUUAUACUUCAUUGGACUUUGGCCCACGUGUCAACAAGAGAAUCGCUUUUAAUAGUUUAAGGUGCGCAAGAAUCCCAAGUCAGUGGAGACGAUACAAAAAUUCAAACAUACAAUGAUGACAUGAGGGAAUUUCAGAACACGGAUGAUUGUUGACCAAAGUAUGCACAUUCAUGAAUUUUAAAAUGUAAGACAAAUGACAUCUAGUGCAAGUAAAAGAGUGCAUUUGCACUUAGCUUUUAUUUUUUCCAGGUAAAAAAAUGUCAUAAAAUGUUCAAACAGAGGAAAGAAUGUCCUAGUCUAAUGGAUGGUGUAUUUAGAUUGUUUAAAGCUUCAGAGGUGAAAAUUCCUUACUGUUUUAGGGAAACCUGUGGGUUCUCAACACAUUAACAUUUCAAGUAUUGUGGACCAUUGUUUAUAGAAAAAAGUCAUAUCAUUCAUGUUGAAUGGAAUUUAAUCUCUGGUGGUUUGCACCGGUUGGCCUUAACUUGACAAUCAGAACACAUAACAUUACAUAUUUAGGCCUAAAAAGAGAAAAAAUGCAGCCAGUAAUAAAGCUGGCCUUAAACUUUUAGCACCUUUUGUUCCUUUUGAUGCAUUUUUGAAGGCUUUUGUUGUUGUUGUUAUUGUUUUAGAUCUUUAUUGUAUGUUUUUUUUUUUAAGGAACUCUGCUUAAUGUUUCACAAAACUGUUAAAUAAUUGCAAUUUCAAUGCAACAUUUCAAUGUAUUAAAAUAAACAGCAUAGCUUCUUUUUAAUGCAGAA